Tympanuchus pallidicinctus (lesser prairie-chicken) is the source of this 3700-nucleotide messenger RNA. It is a transcript of the gene BCAR1, whose product is annotated as BCAR1 scaffold protein, Cas family member. The transcript has 6 exons. Bases 398 to 3136 code for a protein of 912 amino acids. Lineage: Eukaryota; Metazoa; Chordata; Aves; Galliformes; Phasianidae. Gene Ontology annotation, molecular function: protein binding. Gene Ontology annotation, cellular component: focal adhesion; plasma membrane; cytoplasm. Gene Ontology annotation, biological process: cell migration; cell surface receptor protein tyrosine kinase signaling pathway. The record is from RefSeq and is a predicted model, not a curated record.
CGCUGCCGUGAGCACGGCGGCAGGAGGGCACCGAGGGCGGGAGAACCGCACGGGGCACCGCGGCAUCCCCGGCGGGAGGGGCCGGCAGCGGGCACCGACACACGGAUACACGGACACACGGACACACACGCGUGCCCCCCCCAUCCCCACACACACACACGCGUGCCCUCUGCCCGCCCGGCGGCCAGGGGGGAAUUCUCUGUGCGGGCUGAGUCACCUCCAUGGCACUUCCUCCCCGGCGGGAAGGGGAGGGAAAAGCAGAGGAGGUCCCCGAAACCGGGAGGCGCGGGGGGUCCGUCCCCUUCCCGGCACCACCUCCGGGAAGGAUGGGUUGAGCCGGAGCGAGGAGGAAGAGCGCCGGGGCCGCGUCGGGUGCCGGGCAGCCCUAUGAGCCGGGAUGACUCCCGACCCGCCCCGGCGCGGGGCUCUCUCGCAGAACGUGCUGGCCAAGGCGCUGUACGACAAUGUGGCCGAGUCGCCGGACGAGCUUUCCUUCCGCAAAGGCGACAUCAUGACGGUGCUGGAGCGCAACACGCAGGGCCUGGAUGGCUGGUGGCUCUGCUCCCUGCACGGCCGUCAGGGCAUCGUGCCGGGGAACCGCCUCAAGAUCCUGGUGGGGAUGUACGACAAGAAGCAGCAGCAGCAGCAGCAGCAAGCGGCCGGGCCGGGGCAGGGCCAGGCGCCGCCGGCGCCGCAGCCCACGUUGCCGUAUCACCACCAAGGGGGGUACAGCCCGCUGUCGCCCGCCUCGCAGUACACCGCCAUGCACCCUUCCUACGUGCCCCAAGGGGACAAUGUCUACUUGAUGCCGGCUCCCGGCAAGGGGCAGCAGGGCCUCUACUCGGGCUCGGCGCCCACCGGACAGUUUCCCCCGGCUCCGGCCAAGCAGCCUCCAGCCUACCCGAAGCAGACGCCGCCCCACGCCUUCCCCAGCGCCGGGCAGGAGAUCUACCAGGUGCCUCCGGCCCUGAGCCAAGCGGCGGACGCGUACCCUGUGGGCUCUGCCAGCCCCCCCCAGGAUAUAUACCAGGUUCCUCCCUCGGUGGCUCAGGCUCAAGACAUCUACCAGGUGCCCCCGUCUUUGGAUGCGAGGAGCUGGGAAGGGCCCAAGCCCUCGGGAAAGGUGUUGCUGCCCACCCGCGUGGGGCAGGCGUACAUCUAUGACUCCCCCAAGGGCGAGCAAGAUGAAUACGAUUUUCCCCGCCACCUCCUCUCCUCGGGCUCCCAGGAGAUCUACGAUGUGCCGCCCGUGCGCGGUGCGCUGCCCAGCCAGCAGGUCUAUGACACCCCCCCCAUGGCAGUCAAGGGUCCCAACGGGCAGGACACGGGGCAGGAGAUCUACGAUGUGCCCCCCAGCGUGGAGAAGAACCUGCACCAAACAGUAUACGACGUGCCACCCUCUGUCAGCAAGGACGUGCCGGACGGCCCCGUGCGGGAGGAGACAUACGAUGUGCCCCCCGCCUUUGCCAAGCAGAAAGCCUUUGAGCCCCCCCGCCACCCCGCGGUGCUCACCCAGCAGGAGCCCUUCCUGCCGGAGGAUGUCUACGACGUGCCGCCGGCAGCCGGGAAAGCCGCCCCCGAGCCUUCGCUGUCCCACGAGAUCUACGACGUGCCUCCCAGCCUCAAGAAGCUGGGGGGGUCAGCCUUCCCCUCGCAGGAGGUGUACGACGUGCCGCGGGACCUGCACGGCCCCGGCAAGGGCUUGGUGGACACAGAGGGUGAGUACAUCUACGAUGUCCCGCCGCAGGUGGACCGCGAGGCCAAGGCGGCUGACACCAAGCGCCUCUCGGCCUCCAGCACGGGCAGCACCCGCAGCAACAUCUCCACCUCCUCGCUGGACACGGUGCCCGUGAAGGAGCCGGCCAAAGGGCCCGGCAGAGAGUUCUCCAUGGACUUGGACGCUGCCAUGGAGAUGCUGGCCAAGCUCCAGCUCGGCGUCAGCGGCGCCGUCUCCUGCCUCAUGUCCUUCAUCAGCACCAACUGGCGCAGCCCCGAGCACAUGGAGGCCAACGCUGCCGGCAUCCGUGGGGCAGCCGAGGGCGUGCAGGCGGCCCUCCGAGAGCUGCUGGAGUUCGCCCGGGGGGCGGUGGGCAACGCCGCCCAGGCCUCGGACCGCUCGCUGUACGCCAAGCUCAGCAAGCAGCUGCAGAAAAUGGAGGAGGUCUACCAGGCCCUGGGGCGGCACAGCCAAGCGCUGGACGCGUGCCACUGGGCCCCUAGCGCCUUGGUGGCCGGCAAGCCAGGCACGGACGACUUGGAGCUCUUCGUCAUGUACUCGCGCGGCGUGCCUGAUGACACCAAGCAGCUCGCCUCCUUCCUGCAUGGCAAUGCUUCUCUGCUCUUCAAACGGACAAAGCCGGUGCCCGAGGGCAAUGGCCACGGGCCCGCACACCCCUCUGACAAGGCCAGCAGCAUCCAGUCGCGGCCCCUGCCCUCCCCUCCCAAACUGCUGGCACAGGAGUCACCCGAGGGCCCGUAUGAGAACCACGAGAGUGGCUGGAUGGAGGACUACGACUACGUGCACCUCCAGGGCAAGGAGGAGUUUGAGAAGACGCAGAAAGAGCUGCUGGAGAAAGGCAACAUUAUCCGGCAGAGCAAGGACCAGCUGGAGCACCAGCAGCUGAAGCAGUUUGAGCGUCUGGAGCAGGAGGUGACGCGGCCCAUCGACAACGACCUGUCCAACUGGAGCCCUCCCCAGCACUACGGCCCUGCGCGGGGCGGGGGGGCCCUGUGUGCCGCCGACCGCCAGCUGCUCCUCUUCUACCUGGAGCAGUGCGAGGCCAACCUCACCACGCUCACCAACGCCAUCGACGCCUUCUUCACCGCCGUCAGCACCAACCAGCCCCCGAAAAUCUUCGUGGCCCACAGCAAAUUCAUCAUCCUCAGCGCCCACAAGCUCGUCUUCAUCGGCGACACGCUGUCCCGCCAGGCCAAGGCGCAGGACGUGCGGCACAAGGUGACGCACUACAGCAACCUCUUGUGCGAGAUGCUCAAGGAGAUCGUGGUGAGCACCAAGGCGGCCGCGCUGCACUACCCGUCACCUGCCGCCUCCAAGGACAUGGUGGAGCGCGUCAAGGACCUCGCCAACAGCACGCAGCAGUUCAGGAUGGUGCUGGGCCAGCUGGCCGCCAUGUGAUGGCCCUGUGCCGCUGCCCCCCGCCGCCCUCUGCCCGGCGUAACAGAGCUGUCACAGAGACUCACGCAGGGCUGAGGGGCCGGGGCCAUCGUCCCCUUCCCUCCUCUUCCUCUCGACGUUGGUUUCAGAGCCAUGCUCGCAGUGCCAGGGGCGCAGUCUCUCCCUUCUGUAUUCGUUCCUCUGCUCCAGUUGAGAUGGGGCUGGCAGUGGGGCUGCCCCAGUGCCCUGGGACGACGCUGCGGGCUCUGUCGGCACAUCAGCCAGCUGUUGUAGUGCUGUGGCGCAGACAGACCAAGCCAAGGAGCAGCGGCGGGGAGAUGAAGAGUGCUGUCCUGAGUGAUGGGGGAGGGGGCAAGGGGCAGCCAGGGGGGAUGAGGGGCUCGAACCUUUGCGUUUCAAGUCUUGGCGGUUUCACUGUACCGGCUGUAACUGAAAUGCAAACCGACAUUGGUGCCUUCUGAACACUGGGGAAGCUUCCUCUGGUUCCCGGAGCCAUGGAGUUGCAGCCGCCCCCAAAACUCAGCCCCCUGGUCCCACAGCAGCAUAAAGAUUUGCCUAGAAAUC